This is a messenger RNA of Daldinia loculata, 2849 nucleotides long. Its product is annotated as OPT superfamily oligopeptide transporter. The record is from RefSeq and is a predicted model, not a curated record. Gene Ontology annotation, cellular component: fungal-type vacuole membrane. Bases 230 to 2428 code for a protein of 732 amino acids. The transcript is spliced from 6 exons. Lineage: Eukaryota; Fungi; Ascomycota; Sordariomycetes; Xylariales; Hypoxylaceae. Gene Ontology annotation, molecular function: oligopeptide transmembrane transporter activity.
AGCAGCCAUUAUCGGUACCAGUCCUCUCGUUGUCCCAUGCUUUCUAUUUAUUAUUUCAUCCGCUCAACUUAAUUUCAUCAUUACAUCAAGUGUGAACUAUCCAUCUCAAUAUGGACUGACUAAUUAUAGACCAUCGUUCUUACGCAGUAGUGUUUUCUUAAAGCUAUAGAAUUGGCCCCUGCUAUCUAAAGUUACAGCCUGUUAUAUUCCGACUCAUCGCUUCGCUACUAUGGCUCCCGGCAGAGCAAGCAUCGAGGUUACGGCUCCCCCGUAUCCGCCCGGGACCGAAGAAGAGGUUAAGUGCCUUCCAGAGGGCCGACAUUUUACUCUUCGAGGUGUUGCCGCCGGUCUACUCGUCGGGCUGAUAAUAUGUUUCAGUAAUAUGUACUUCGGGUUACAGACUGGCUGGAUUUCUAUGAUGACAAUGCCUGCUAGUCUAUUAGGCUUUGGUAUCUUUAAGACUCUGUCACGUCACCUAACGUUUCCAUUCUCCCCCGUGGAAAAUGUGCUUGUGCAAUCUGUGGCAGGCGGUAUGGCAAUCAUGCCUCUUGGUUGCGGAUUCGUAGGCGUGAUACCGGCUAUGGAGUAUAUGAUGGACUCAUCAGAGCAAGGUCCGAUAAGACUAAGCAUGUGGAAACUCAUAAUUUGGUCUCUAGGUCUUUGCUACUUUGGUGUCGUAUUUGCUGUUCCGUUGCGUCGUCAAGUGAUCAUCAGAGAACAAUUGAAAUUCCCAAGUGGAUUCAGUACCGCGGUUCUGAUUGGGGUCCUUCAUGGCAAAGGACAAACUCAAAACAGCGGCGCAUUGGAUACAUCGAAAGCUGCUACUUUUGGCAGUCUAGCACUUGAGAAUCAACCACUUCUACAAACCGAAGGUGCCGAUGACGGGGGUGAUGUAGCUGAUUCGACUGGUGGACUACCGCCCGCUGCUGAGUCGACAAAGCCUUAUAACUGGGGUUCUAAUAUCCGGCUACUUCUGAUUACGUUUGGAAUAUCUGGCUUAUACACCCUCUGCACUUAUUUCUUUCCCAUACUUAGGAACCUCCCUAUCUUCGGAACGGUGGCAGCAGACACUUGGCUCUGGACUCUAAAUCCAAGCCUCGCGUACGUCGGUCAAGGUAUUAUAAUGGGUCCUUCUACAACUAUACAUAUGCUUCUUGGAGCGGUAGUUGGCUGGGGCAUUCUAUCUCCCCUUGCUAAAUCUCGAGGCUGGGCCCCAGGGCCGGUCGAUGAUUGGGAGGAAGGUAGUAGAGGCUGGAUUGUCUGGACUUCUCUUGCUAUUAUGCUAUCAGAUGCCAUUGUCAGCUUAGGAUAUAUUGCCUUCGCCCCCCUUCUAAAGAAUUAUCCGUCUAUCUUUGCCAGCAUCAGACGGCGAUUUCAGUAUGAUGGGCUCAAGAGUUUAUUCUUUAGUCGAUCCAGAGGGUACACAGCUAUUCAGAACAGCGAAGACGACCCGAGAACUUCAGUAGCCACGAGGCGCUCAGAGGACGUAGAUGGUCUACCAAGCCCGUUAGUUGAGCGCAGGAAUCCUUUCGACACACAACCGACUGAUACCCAAAGAGCCUGGGAUCAAGAUGACGCACCCCCCGAUCAACUAGUCGGAAACAGAACAGUUAGUGUUGGUCUCGUUGCAUCGGUCCUCUUUUGCAUCGCUAGCAUUCAUAUCACGUUUGGCGAUCUAGUUCCCCUAUAUGCCACUAUCAUAGCCGUUCUAAUGGCAAUGGUUUUGAGCAUAAUGGGAGUUCGAGCGCUAGGUGAAACGGACCUGAAUCCCGUUUCCGGAAUCAGCAAGCUAGCACAGCUUUUCUUCGCAUUAAUUAUCCCACAGUCUCACAAAUCAAGUGUCCUCAUUAAUUUGGUGGCUGGCGCUGUAUCGGAAGCUGGUGCAUUACAAGCGGGUGAUCUCAUGCAAGAUCUGAAGACCGGCCACUUACUGGGUGCAGCGCCGAAAGCGCAGUUCUGGGGCCAGAUCAUCGGCGCGACUGUGGGUGCUGUUGUCAGUGCGUUCAUCUAUCGGUUAUACACUGCUGUAUACGAAGUUCCUGGGGACCUAUUCCAAGUACCAACCGGCCGCGUGUGGAUCGCAACUGCAAGAUUGGUCACUGGGAAGGGAUUGCCAGAUAUGGCCAGGAGUUAUGCUAUCGGUGGAGCGGUUAUUUUCGCUAUCUUCACUGCCCUUCGUGCAAAGGCGAUUGGAAAGAGCUGGCAUGCGUAUAUACCUGGCGGGAUCGCCGUGGCAGUUGGCAUGUACAAUGUCCCAUCUUUCACAUUAGCAAGAACUAUUGGUGGUUUGAUAAACUGGUACUGGAGGAUAUAUCUGCGAAAGGAUGAUACACCGCUUAUUAUCCUUGCGUCGGGUUUCGUUCUAGGAGAAGGAGUUUUGAGUAUCGUCAAUCUGCUAUUACAGAGCUCUCGAGUUCCUCACCUCUGAAAACAGUAGCACUGGCCAAUCGGGGGGUUUACGUAGUUCAGCCUGAAAUAAUCAUACGAUGUUUGGUCUAUCUAGGUAGGUAGUAUAUAUUUGUCCUAUUUCUUAGUUUAUAUUACUACUUACCAAGCGAUCUCGGUAUGCUUACCAAAUGGUAUAACUGGAGAACAUGAGACGAUGAUAAGGACAGCAUCAAGUAGCAUAGUAGCAUAAUAUUUGGAUAUACAUAAAUCCAUCUUUGUAUGGGGCAGCCUGGUCCCGACGAUCGGAUAUCAUCUAAUGUACCAGGAAAUAUCCGGGCUUGUGAUCGCCCGAUCUCAGCCGGAGCCGUGGUUUUGUGGGCUGAUUUUGCCCCCGCAUUUUAAGUUCCACAGCCGGCGCGGGGUCUUAAUAUAUCGGUGGUAUCCCUCUCGAAACGCGCGGG